AUGUCCACCGAAUCCAAAACCACAAACCGCCCCGAAGCCACCCAGGGCGGAAACGAGGGCAUUGGACACGCCUACAUCGACGCCCCCGCGGACACAAUCUACGGCUUCCACAGCCUGGAGCAGCAGAAGGACGCCGCGAGCGACAAGUACAAGACCCGCGCGAUGGCCUCGGCGGGAGAGGAGCCGCUGGAGGGCGAUAAGGAGGACACGAGCUUUAUGAACCGCAAGCCUGGGGGUGGGGAGACACUGCCGGGUUGGAAUGCGGCGAAGGAGAUGGUUACUGGGUGA
Aspergillus mulundensis is the source of this 288-nucleotide messenger RNA. RefSeq lists its product as uncharacterized. Bases 1 to 288 code for a protein of 95 amino acids. Lineage: Eukaryota; Fungi; Ascomycota; Eurotiomycetes; Eurotiales; Aspergillaceae. The record is from RefSeq and is a predicted model, not a curated record. The transcript is spliced from 2 exons.